AUGUUAGAAGCCUCCAAAAAGAUUGCGGAGCAUGUCAAGGACGCUGAAUCUGCCUCAAUACUUCUCACCAAUGGAAGGUAUCUCAAUAUAUUACGAUAUGGAAAAAAGAUUGCUGUUACCUGUGUGAGCAGAGAACCUUCAGAGGAAGAAAUGGAAAAGGAUAGUCAAGUGUACAGUGUUGGAGUGAGCAAAUCCUUUGUGGAUAGUGCUGCUGAACCGCUUCAAGAGAAGAGAAUGGCAGUCUCAAUGAACGAUUUGGAAAAGCAUGAGAAACAUGAAUCUAUUCCAGAAAAACUCAGAAAACGAUUCUCUCUAUUUAAAAAGUCUAAUCCAGAAGGCCAUACCAAACAUGCCAUCUCGAACCAUGACCCAUCUCUCACCAAUCAACUUUAUUCCUUUGAUGCUAGCAAAAUGCAUGACUAUCAUUUCGACAACACUCAUACUCACGAUAGUACAAGUUCAAGCUUACACACUAGCAGCGGUGACAGUACCGAGACAGACCAUGACGAAGAGAUGUAUGAAGAAGAUGAGGAAAUUGCUGAAGCAUUUAUGGAAAUGGUGAAUGAAUCUGUGGCUGCAAAACAAAGCAUUACUCCCAUCACUACUGAUGAGAAGGCAGAACAACCCCUUCCAUCCACGUCCACAGAAAACAUGAAAGAUGUUGAAUGCUCAACAACAACAACCAAUGAAUCACCAUCGAAAAAGAAAAAACAAGACAAGUCUCAUCACUCGAAGACAUUCUUUAUUUCAGCAGAGAAGCGAAAAACCUUUUUGCAAGACAAGUUUAAGGAUUGUGAAUUUCUCUUCCAUGACAUCAUGGAACUCGUUUUCGACAGCCGAAUAAUCUAUUACGAUGAUUUAGCUCAAAUACGAAAUCUUAAUAGUUGGCAUAAGGGUCGAUGUGUUCUCGUUGGAGAUGCCUGUCAAGCAUUAACACCAUUGAGCGGUAAAGGAGGUGCUCUUGCAAUUAUUGCUGCCAAAAAGUUGGGUCAAGAAUUGAGAACAGCUCUCGAACUUCAUGCAUCCAAAGAAGGUGAAGAGAAUUUACACACCAUUCCAUUGGAAAAGAGCGUCUUCUUUAGUAGCUGUUUGGAAAGCGCAUUCAAUAAUUAUCAAUCAGCCAUGCAAGAAAGAAUCAAACAUGUUCAAAAGAAAACAGUUUGGGAAGGCGUUGAUGUGUUUUUAGCAAAAUCUGGUGUGAAACGAAUGGUUCGAGAUGGUGCCUUGAGAUUUUUGCCAAAGAGUGUCUUGCUGAAAAUGACAAAGAAAGAAGAGGAGUCAAAGGUGAUUUAA
Molecule: messenger RNA, 1293 nt
Organism: Naegleria lovaniensis
Lineage: Eukaryota; Heterolobosea; Eutetramitea; Acrasida; Naegleriidae
Exons: 1
Coding region: 1-1293 (430 amino acids)
Molecular function (GO): FAD binding
Source: RefSeq, a predicted model, not a curated record